Messenger RNA from Dacryopinax primogenitus, 1067 nucleotides. RefSeq lists its product as uncharacterized. NCBI's taxonomy places the organism in Eukaryota, Fungi, Basidiomycota, Dacrymycetes, Dacrymycetales, Dacrymycetaceae. The transcript is spliced from 3 exons. The record is from RefSeq and is a predicted model, not a curated record. The coding region runs from base 24 to 1037 and encodes 337 amino acids.
CUUGCUCUGUUGUAUGAAUAAAAAUGUCGACGGUUGACGAGAAACUCACCAACUUGGCGCUCGAGAAGGAGUACAAGUUCCUCACCAAGGAACAAGUCCAGCAUUUCAUGCAAAAGGGCUACCUCAAGCUCCCACACGCGUUUACCAAAGACCGAGCCUCGGAAUGGAUCUCCGACCUCUGGGUACGCCUCGGCAUGGACCCGGAGAAUAAGUCCACCUGGACGCAGGAACGUAUCCACAUGCCGCACUUCCGGCGUGAGCUGGUGUCCGACUUCUGCCCCCAGGCGUGGGGGGCGAUGUGUGAGCUUCUUGGAGGGCAAGAGCGCGUCAGCGAGGGAAGCGCGGUAUGGAACGACGGGUUCAUCGUCAACCUUGGUCGACCAGAAGACGAGGGCAAGCUGACAGGCCCGCGCGACCUGCCAGACUGGCACGCAGACGGCGACUUCUUCCUUCAUUUCCUGGACAGUCCCGAGCAGGCCCUCCUCGUCAUCCCCCUCUUUAGCGAUAUCCGCCCGAGUGGGGGAGCGACGUUCAUCGCUCCUGAGGGAGUGGGGCACGUCGCGCGAAAGCUUGCGGAUCAUCCGGAGGGCCUGCAGCCCGGGCUGGGGGACAAGCCGGACCAAUUUGAUUUCCUGGCGUUGAUGAGGCAGUGUGACGAGUUCGUGGAGGCUACAGGAGAGGUCGGAGACGUCUAUCUGCUGCAUCCCCUGAUUCUCCACUGCGCAUCCCGCAACUCCCUCCGCGACGUGCGAGUGAUCACCAACCCCCCAGUCUCCCUGAACCAGCCAUUCAACUUCAACCGUGCCAACCCGUCCGAGUUCAGCAUCGUUGAACUCAAGACACUCCAGUCUCUGGGCGUCGAGCGGCUCGACUUCAAGCCUACUACUGAGAGGCAGCGGAUCGUCCCCGAGAGAGUGAAGAGACAGCAGAGGAUGAAGGAGCAAGAGAUGGAACGGAUGAAGAAUGCCGGGCAGGAGGUGCCGAAGGCCAAGUGGACCCAGCCUGCUACGGGGAUGGAACAUGCCCAGGUGGAGUGAACUGCAGCCCCAGGAGAUGAGAAGAUGUCG